Molecule: messenger RNA, 1458 nt
Organism: Geodia barretti
Lineage: Eukaryota; Metazoa; Porifera; Demospongiae; Tetractinellida; Geodiidae
Source: the annotation of a GenBank genome assembly
AUGCGUGAGAAACGGUUGGAGGCUUACGCACUUUACGAAUCCUUGCCGAUGCCGCAUACGACCAAAGAUGAUGUAUGGCGACGCACCGUCGAUAUGCGUACCCAAGAUUAUUGGCGGCGCACUCGGCGACAUCUCAGCGGCUUCGCACUCGAAAAAUAUCAUCCAAAUGCUCCAACGAACGGUAAACCAUCCGCCGAAGCUUUAGAUUACAACGACGAAGAGACAGCAGGCGUGCUUGUGCAAGUUGAUGGACAACUCCAAUACGCCUCCACCACUGAAACGCUGAAAAAAAAAGGCAUAUAUUUCGCAGAUCUCCACACCGCUCUACAUGAGCAACCCGAGUUACUUCGCACCUAUUUUAUGAGUAAGGCAGUUACUUUGGAGACGACGUUAAAAAGCGGGAAUAUUGCACAGUAUAACAAGUUUGACGCACUUCACGGUGCUUUUUGGCAAGGUGGUUACGUUCUGCAUGUCCCUAAAGGCGUAAGAGUUGAAGAACCGCUGCAAGUCUAUAUCAAGAUGUCCGAGGCGGAACAUGCCGACCUAUCGCAUACGCUUAUCAUCGCUGAAGAGGGUAGUCAGGUUGUGAUCUUGGAAGACAAUUCAUCUACCAAUCCAGAUGCGGGGGGUUUGCAUAGCGGAGCAGUAGAAAUUUUCGCGGAACAGAAUGCGAACGUGACUUACGCGCAGAUUCAACAGUGGAAUCGCCAGGUUUGGAACAUCGCCUCACAUCGCGCUAUGGUUGGCAGAGACGCACAACUCUGUUGGGUAACCGCCUCCUUUGGUGGUAGGAUGAGCAAGAUAAACCAAGCUGUUGUCUUGGAAGGUGCCGGAUGUAACGCUCAAAUGUUGGGAUUGGCUUUCACCGAUGCACGGCAACACUUGGAUGUCAGUACUGCCCAAGAGCAUAUCUCACCGCACACCACCAGCGAUCUGCUCUAUCGGACAGUCCUGAAAGAUAGAUCACAGACGGCGUGGGGUGGGAACAUCUACGUUUAUCCGUCGGCGAACCACACCGAUGCGUACCAGAAAAACGACAACUUACUGCUCAGCGAGCGUGCGCAUGCGGAUACGCUGCCCGGAUUGGAAAUCCAAGCACACGAGGAGCAACUCACAAUGAGUCAACCCAGAAUUAUCGCUUACAUGAAGCCCGUCUGUGGGUGGAGCAAUGGUGUCCGUGCCAUCUUCGCCAAAUACGAUUUGGAGUAUGAAGAUAGAGACAUCAUUAACAAUGAAAACAACUAUCGUGAAAUGGUUCAGAAGACGCGGCAGUCUUAUCAGCCCUGCGUCCAGAUUGACGAUAUAGUGCUCGCCGAUGUCAGCGGCGAUGAAGUGGAAGAGUAUCUGAUUUCUGAAGGGAUUGUCCAAACCAGUGAGGCUGAAACCGAUGUCCCAACCGAUCAGGCAUGUGAGGACCACGGACCUUCUGCUGUCAAUAUCGGCUUCCCAAGCACGUAG